GCCGAGCCGGCGCCGGCCGCCGCGCCGCCCGUGGAGAGCUUCCCGCUGGACUUCACGGCCGUGGAGGGCAACAUGGACAGCUUCAUGGCGCAGGUCAAGAGCCUGGCGCAGUCCCUGUACCCCUGCUCGGCGCAGCAGCUGGACGAGGCCCUGCGCCUGCACCUCCUGGCCAACGCCUCGGUGACCUGCAACGACGGCAGCCCCGCCGGCUACUACCUGAAGGAGUCCCGGGGCAGCCGGCGCUGGCUGCUCUUCCUGGAAGGCGGCUGGUACUGCUUCAGCCCGGAGAGCUGCGCCGCGCGCUUCGCCUCCGUGCCGCGCCUCAUGAGCUCCCGAGACUGGCCGCGCACCCGCACAGGCACGGGGAUCCUGUCCUCCCAGCCCGAGGAGAACCCGCACUGGUGGAACGCCAACAUGGUCUUCAUCCCCUACUGCUCCAGCGACGUCUGGAGCGGGGCGUCCCCCAAGCCUGAGAAGAACGAGUACGCCUUCAUGGGCGCCCUCAUCAUCCAGGAGGUGGUCCGGGAGCUGCUGGACAGAGGGCUGGGCGGCGCCAAGGUGCUGCUGCUGGCGGGGAGCAGCGCCGGGGGCACAGGGGUGCUGCUGAACGUGGACCGCGUGGCCGAGCAGCUGGAGGGGCUGGGCUACCCCGCCAUCCAGGUGCGGGGCCUGGCCGACUCGGGCUGGUUCCUGGACAACAAGCAGUACCGCCGCACGGACUGCGUGGACACGGUCACCUGCGCGCCCACCGAGGCCAUCCGCCGGGGCAUCAGGUACUGGAACGGGGUGGUCCCGGAGCGCUGCCGGCGCCGCUUCAAGGAGGGCGACGAGUGGAACUGCUUCUUCGGCUACAAGGUCUUCCCGACCCUGCGCUGCCCGGUGUUCGUGGUGCAGUGGCUGUUUGACGAGGCCCAGCUGACCGUGGACAACGCACACCUGGCGGGGCAGCCGGUGCAGGAGGCCCAGUGGCUGUACAUCCAGAGCCUGGGCCGCGAGCUGAGGCACACGCUCAAGGACGUGCCGGCCAGCUUCGCCCCCGCCUGCCUCUCUCACGAGAUCAUCAUCCGAAGCCACUGGACAGACGUCCAGGUGAAGGGGACCUCGCUGCCCCGGGCGCUGCACUGCUGGGACAGAAGUCUGCAUGAGGGCCACAGGGCCGGCAAGGCCCCCCUGAAGGGCUGCCCCGUGCACCUGGUGGACAGCUGCCCCUGGCCCCACUGCAACCCCUCCUGCCCCACCAUCCGCGACCAGCUCACGGGGCAGGAGAUGAACGUGGCCCAGUUCCUCAUGCACAUGGGCUUCGACGUGCAGACGGUGGCCCAGCAGCAGGGCCUGGAGCCCAGCAAGCUGCUGGGGCUGCUGAGCAGCGGGGGCUAGUCCCCCUGGCAGGGCCGUGUCUGGACGCCCGCCCGCCCGCCCACCCACGCCAGCCUCUCCUGCCCUUUUGUAUUAUUUUAUGAAGUGACUUUUUUAUUACUUUAAUUUUUUAAAUAUGAAAUAACCAAGAAAUAUAUG
This is a messenger RNA of Talpa occidentalis (Iberian mole), 1515 nucleotides long. RefSeq names its product notum, palmitoleoyl-protein carboxylesterase (gene NOTUM). The record is from RefSeq and is a predicted model, not a curated record. The coding region runs from base 73 to 1377 and encodes 434 amino acids. The transcript is spliced from 11 exons. Lineage: Eukaryota; Metazoa; Chordata; Mammalia; Eulipotyphla; Talpidae. Gene Ontology annotation, molecular function: hydrolase activity.